UGUUGAAUUAAGGAAAGAUUGAUGAACUCAAUAAAAGGACAAAUUAUAUAAACAUAUAAUAAAUACCUCUAACCUGCAAAUAGGCUAAAAUAUGCUAUUCAUUAAAAUCCAUCCACCAAACUGACAUAGCCCAUUCCAACAUUUAACCGAUCUCCAAUUUUUGUUUCCUCAACUAAAUCAAUCUAAUUUUUUAAGUUUUUUAGUGCUGGGAUUAUAAAUGGAGUCGGUCUCGAGCGAAUCUUUUAAAUGACGAAUAUUAUUUUCAGUAAUCGUGCCAGCAUUCUUGCAAAGAAACUUCACUAUGGAGUAUGGAAAUUAGUGACACCUGCGCAGUGCUCAGGCCAAGGCCUCAGUGGCAAGAUGGCGUCUAAUUGUUGCUAUGGAAUAUUAUGGAAGAUUCAAGGAGAAUCAAAUGGGUGAUCGUUGUAUAGCUGAACUACGAUAUUUAAUUCCUUGAUUUCAAUAUAUAAAUAUGAUGCAAUUAAAUUUAAAUCAAGUUGAUUAUUUACAGGUUGGUGUAACCUCACCAAAAUCUAUGAAACUGCUACCUGCUGGGGCAAAGAGAGCUAUUCAAAAGAUUGCUGUAGCAGAUCAUAGUGGUGUGAUAACAUGUUUUGGUAUGAAGAAAGGAGCUGUACAGAUGGUGUUUAAAACACUUCCAGCUAGUAGUGUAUCACGUCUUGAGUUGGGUGGCAUUAGUGGCCCUUCAAGAGAAAAGAUAUUUGUUGCCUCCGGUGCUGAGGUCAGAGGAUAUAACAAAAAAGGAAAGCAGUUUCUAGGUUUUGAUACAAAUCUAACAGAGAGCAUUCAGUCUAUGUUUGUAAGUGGCCCAGAUUUGCUGCUGUGUGGAAACUACAUUUAUAAUCAUUAUCAAGACUGUAAAGACAAGAACUACUACUUGUGUAGUGAUAAAAUCAGCGAUGUCGUAUCUCUUACGUCUAAAAUAAUUACACCUGUUUUGGCUUGUAACGAUCGGGUGCUGCGAGUUUUGCAGGAUUCGAGUCUGCUUUACGAAAUGGAAGUUGCUGGACCUCCAAUGGUGUUAGCAUUGAAUAACGGGAAUGGUGGGAGAGAUGGAGAUGAGGUUCUUUAUGGUACAUCAGAUGGCAAGAUUGGUCUAGUUCAUUUGGGAAAAUCAUCACCAAGCCACAAGUGGGAAAUACCAAACGAAAAGAGACUUGGAGGUGUUCUUUCGUUAGAAAGCUUUGACAUCACCGCGGAUGGAAUUGCUGAUGUUAUCAUAGGUCGUGAAGAUGGCACUGUUGAGGUGUAUGGUUUUGAUGAGAUGGAGACACCGGUUCAUCGCUUCAAAUAUAGCACCAGUGAAAGUGUGACUUCAAUAUGUGGUGGGUGUGUGGGAACCGCAGGCUAUGAUGAAAUAGUUAUGUCUACGUAUAGCGGUUGGGUUAUGGGACUUACUACGGAACCACAAGAGAAAGAAGCAGGACCUUCUAAAGUUGAUCAGAAAACCACUAUCAGUGAUGAAAACCAGAUUAAAAUAAAUGCAUUGAGAGAACAACUAGACGAACUGCAAGAUAGGGUGUUUAGAGAAAGAGAAAGAUAUCAGCAGACUGCUCAGUCUCACACAGCUGUGUCUGCUUUGCCGCGUUUUUCAGUCAACGACAAAUUCACGCUUAACCGUGACGAUGCCAGUUAUACGCUGAGUAUUGAAGUACAAUUGCCCAUUGAUAAUAUCCUUUUACAGAGUGACGUACCAAUAGAUUUAUUAGAUGUGGACAAAAACUCGGCUGUAGUGAGCUACAGUGCCUGUGAUAUUGAGAGUGGCAAUUUCCUUCUUGCAACUUAUCGCUGUCAAGCAAACACAACAAGAAUUGAACUUAAAAUUCGUUCCAUUGAGGGACAGUAUGGUGUGUUGCAAGCGUACAUAACACCACGUAUUCAGCCUAAGUCAUGUCAAGUCAGACAAUAUAAUAUCAAGCCAUUGUCUCUACAUCAAAGAGUUCAUGUCUUCAAUGAAGAAAAGGCAUUGAAUACUUUAAAGCUGACUGGACAGUUCAGUUUAGCAGAAGUACAUUCCUGGGUGUGCUUUUGUUUACCAGAAGUUCCAGAGAGGACACCAGCUGGUGAUAAUGCCCAAUUUCAUUUCUUAUCAACAUUCUUGGACACGCAACUUGACUGCCAGUACACGAAGGGAGAGGCCAUUUUUCGAUCUGAUAACAUAUCAACUAUAUCCAUUCUUAAAGACGUCCUCACAAAAGAAGCAACGAAGAGAAAGAUUAGCCUUAAUAUUUCAUUCGAUUUGAGCGAAGAGUCUGUUCUUCACACGCUGCAUCUCAUUCAUCCCAAACUUGAAUAUCAACUUCUUCUUGCUAAGAAAGUUCAACUUAUUGACGCCUUGAAGGAACUGGAAAUGCAUGAAAAUGAUAUUAGUUUUCUUGCUCCGGAGUAUAAACAAAUUUUGGAUGAAAGCGAGAAACUACAGGAAGAAUACAAGAAACAACCCUGCCAUUUAGAAAGACUUUACGGAAUGGUCACGGAUUUGUAUAUUGAUAAAUUUAAAUUCAUGGGAAUGAACGUUAAAGGGAAAGUUCCGAAUCUUCUGGAAGUAUUGGACAACUAUGAUCUGGCAAGUUUGGUUGAAUUUUUUGAGUCUUGAAUAGCGAGCCGGUGGGAUUUUUUGAUAAUAAAGUAGGUAAUCGUGAGUGCAUGACCUUGAAUUUAUUGAUUGUAAAUAAUAACUUAUUGUCGUAACUUAUAUAAUAGGUUUGUAGCUAUAACUUCGAUCUUCGUAUUACAACGUGACGAUUGCUGCAUACGACUGUUGUUUGCAACCUUUUUUGCUGAAGGAUCAGUGAAGCAACCUCGUACCCAGGGUCUUUACUCCCCCCACAGUGAAGGUGGUUGCAAGCCAUGUGUCUUUUGCAUGAAGGAAGAAGCUUAAUUUCUCGAUGGGAAAUUUGCUUUUGUAAAGGCUCGUUAGCCUCUCUUGUUGUCGUAGCAAUAAUGAUAGAAUUUGCUAGAUUACUAUCACAGUUAUUGAAUGUCAACCUUGAACCCAGGGUGGUGUCCGGGGGACGACAAAAAUGUUCUGGGUGUUGAAAAUUGGCAUGAUCAUUGGCCUCUGAGUCACAAUGUAUGACAUGGCUUUUUAGCCUGCUGCUUAGUUUCGUUCGUAAAGCCCCUCCUGCAUUUCUUGCGGUACGGUUUUUACUCACGAGUCAUGACGUUGCUCUUUAUGGUUCGCCUUGACCCUUGACGUCAUCUGGUCAGAAUUAUUGCAACGCCAAAAGAGAAUUCGUUUGCUUGUUUUCGGCGUCAUCAUGGGAUGUUUGCCAAAGUAUUUAUACUAUUGGAUUAAAAGCGUCAAGCCUUCAAAAUGUUCCUGUAAUGCUUUCAUCUCGCAAAAAUGAUUAAAACCUAGUCGAGUUAAUGUAAUAUUUUUAAUAGAACAUUCAUUUGGAUCUGCAGAAAUUCUUGAAUUUAGAAUCCUUGAAGGAAAAUUUAAUUGCGUGUCGUUGAAUGUAUUGAGCAAGACAAUCG
Dendronephthya gigantea is the source of this 3501-nucleotide messenger RNA. RefSeq names its product Bardet-Biedl syndrome 7 protein homolog. Gene Ontology annotation, biological process: non-motile cilium assembly; intracellular protein localization; intracellular transport. Gene Ontology annotation, molecular function: protein binding. Lineage: Eukaryota; Metazoa; Cnidaria; Anthozoa; Malacalcyonacea; Nephtheidae. The transcript has 23 exons. Bases 473 to 2617 code for a protein of 714 amino acids. The record is from RefSeq and is a predicted model, not a curated record. Gene Ontology annotation, cellular component: ciliary basal body; axoneme; membrane.